AUGAAUUAUGGAGUCAUGACUUCUGUUAGUGGUGAUGUUAACAAGUCCAAGUUGAAAUUCAGUGUUGAUAGUAUUCUGGGUAACAAUGAGAGUCGUCAGGAUGACUCUGUGUCGGAGGUCAGGGGUCAAGAGCCGCCCUGCGCGGGAUGUGUCGCUGCCCUCUAUAGAUGCUGUCGAGAUGAACCUCCCCUACUGCAGCUGCAAUUGCCUUUACCAUAUGCACAUUUGCAUCCAGCGUUGAGGCCUACUUCAGCUGUCUAUCGCUUGCCUCUACCUACAUCGUCUCCAACACAAUCAUCGACGCCGCGUUGUGACGUGUCGUCGAGCGGUAAAAGAAAACGCUCGUGGUCGCGAGCUGUUUUUAGUAACCUCCAGAGAAAAGGCCUGGAAAGACGGUUUCAAAUACAAAAAUACAUUACCAAGCCCGAUAGGCGACAGCUAGCAGCUACCCUCGGCCUCACUGAUGCUCAGGUGAAAGUGUGGUUUCAAAAUCGUCGUAUGAAAUGGCGUCACACGAAGGAAGGUCGCGGUUUGGCGGGAACGAGAGACACAGACACCGCGAUCAAUGAAGACAACGAAGACGUCGAUGUUGAUACUCUUAGCGACUAA
Danaus chrysippus (African queen) is the source of this 609-nucleotide messenger RNA. The record is from the annotation of a GenBank genome assembly. Lineage: Eukaryota; Metazoa; Arthropoda; Insecta; Lepidoptera; Nymphalidae.